Messenger RNA from Anolis carolinensis (green anole), 3080 nucleotides. RefSeq names its product chromosome 1 C11orf58 homolog (gene c1h11orf58). NCBI's taxonomy places the organism in Eukaryota, Metazoa, Chordata, Lepidosauria, Squamata, Anolidae. The transcript has 5 exons. Bases 141 to 707 code for a protein of 188 amino acids. The record is from RefSeq and is a predicted model, not a curated record.
AUCGCGGCCCGCUUUCUUUCUCCCGCGCUUGCGCAGUGAGGCGCCUGGGCCGGGGUGGAAGAAAGAGCCGGAACCACCGCAGGAACAGGAGCAGCAGGGCCGCGAAGCGUGGGGUCCGCGGACGGGGCCUCGGGAGAGACAUGAGCGCCGCCAAGGAGUCCCAGGCCGAGCGCGGCAGUCACGGCGUCAAGCGGGGAGCCUCCCCUGAGCCUGGAUCAACCAGCUGGGAGGCAGCUGACUUAGGUAAUGAAGAGAGAAAGCAAAAGUUCUUAAGACUUAUGGGUGCUGGAAAGAAAGAACAUACUGGCCGUCUUGUUAUUGGAGACCACAAAUCAACAUCUCAUUUUAGAACAGGGGAAGAAGACAAGAAAAUGAAUGACGAACUUGAAACUCAGUUUCAGCAAAGCAUGGACAGCACCAUGUCAGGAAGGAACCGGCGGCAUUGUGGACUUGGUUUCAGUGAGUUGGAUGAAGAUAAAGAAGAACAAGAGGAUACGAGAGACUCCCUGGAGCCAGAAAGCUCAGAGGACUCAGAAAGCGACUCUGACUCUGAGCAAGAAGAAGAAGAAGAAACUGCAGAGCUGCCGCCACCGCCGCCUCCUCCACCGCCUCCCGAAAAGCACAGAAAUGCAGAAGACGAUUCUCAGGCCAAGAAAGAUGUGAAAAGCAACUAUAAAAUGAUGUUUGUUAAAUCCAGUGGUACAUAACUACUAAUCAAAUUAGCCUUUGAGCAAAGUGAGCCUUAUGGUUACAGUGCAAAGUAUUGGACUGCUUACAGCACAGACCUUUCUAUUAUGGUUUUACUAAGGCCCUUUUAGAGAAAGAGUAGUGUUUGCAUUCCCAAUGCCAUGCAACUAUUUUUAUCAGCAUGACUGUAUCCAUUUGUUUUGUAAAAUAUAAAAAUAAAAUUGGGUGGGAGGUGAACUUCGUUCUCAACCUACUUUUACAUUAUUCUUCUGUCUACCUAUUCCAUGAUCACUAUUGAAGCUUUCUAAGCUUGUUAAAAUGAUUUCUUGAAAUGAUUCUUGAUGUUCUUAUGUGGUUUAUUUUUUAAAACCAGCAUCCUGUUCAGAUUUUGAAUGAUGUAAUUAUUAAAGAGUGAGAAUUGGAGCUGCUCUUGUCCCGCUCAUGUUCCAAAAAGAACAACAUUUUAAGAUAACUACAUUAUGUUGCAUUACUUUCACUUGUGUUGAGCUUCUGGCAUCAAAGCUUAUCUAUGUCCGUGAGCAUCUGAAAAAAGAAUUGGGAGAGAAAGACCACUUGGGCAGGAAUAAUCCUCCUAAGUAAAUAUUUGGGAAUGACCUUUUAUUUUUCCGUGUCCUUAUGAUUUAACCUUGCAAAUGGUCUUUCUGUGUGUGGGGAUGUAGAAAUACAAGGAAAGAUGGACCGUUAAUUUUUUAACAGAACUUACUUCUGCUUUACCACAUUGGGUAUACAUUUUGUAAGGAAGUACCAUACUAGGGAAGGAACCUAUGGUGAAGUUUCUGUAUUUAAAAAAAGAUCAGUGUUGUAAGUUGCCUUGAGUCCCUCCAGGGAGAUGGAGGGGGGUAAUUAUUAUUAUUUGGUUAUAGUAGAAACUAUUAAUGGUCAGGUUUGGGUUAAUAAAGUCUAACAGAAUGAGAGGAAUAUUUCACAAGCUUAGGUACUGUUCUUUCAAUAUUGUAGAACAGAUGUUGACAAUAUGGCAUAUGUAGGUGUUAAUGCCCCCUCAGAGACCUGCUAAACACCUCAGUGGCUCGUUUCUCUCUUUGGGGUUGUGUGUAGUUUAUUUCCCACAUUGAUUUAUUUUCUGAAGGAUGCAGCAGCAGCUGUGCAACUGAGUCAAGAGGAUAGCAGAGUCAGUGCAAGAAGUAGAAUGUGUUACUAUUAAUUUUCUGUUGUGGGGCAGAGGGAAGCAGAGACAGACUUUCCAGGUAUAAAAAGUCUUCUGUGGUGUAUUGGCUUGACUCUGGAGAGCACUGCAAGCUGUGGUAAGCCUGGCUACUACAGGCUCCAUUUUUCUUCUUCCUUGCUUUUUGUUGUCUCCUUUGUUUCCCCUGUCCUGAUUUCCAAGCAGGAUUGCACUUGUAUAGGGGCCUAUAGUAGAGAAAAUUGAGAUAAGGCACACUUAGGUUUAUAGGCAUGUAAUUUCUGGACAAUAUGGAGUUUUGUUCAGGAGGUGGGAACUUCAUGAACUAGACCAACUGUGCUGUGAGACAAGAAGAGGGAGGGCUUGCUGUGGCUAAGAAAAGUGCAUAUCUUCUGUUCUAGAUCUCCAGUUACUUGCCUUGCUAUUUUGUCUACACACACACUUUCAAUAGCUGAAGCUUUGUGAGAGUAAGGAAAUUGGUAGCAGGAGAGGAAAUGGGCUAUUGCAUGUUAGGGCCAAUCCAUCAACUGAAUUUUAUCCAACCCAUGAGGAGCUUGAGGGAAAGGCCUGGUUAAAAACCCCUGUUGUGACUUGAUUUUGGGUGAUAUGAGUGAGCGGACCAGAUGUACCACUGGUAGUUGGGAAAAGGGCAUUGGUGCUUCCAAUAGCCACCUUAUAAUGAUCAUGUGAAGAUCUGAAUGUGUUUAUUAGCAGUGAAAUACUGGGAAGUGGAGCAAAACUGUUGUAGCUGUAGCCUUGCCUUGUGAUAGCAGCUGAAGAGACAAAUUUGCCUUUGAAUCCAAUACUGGCAGGUGUUCUCAAAUGAUGCUGUCUCACUUAUUCAUUUCUGUUUCACCAGAGGGAGAGAAAUGGUGUAUUCUGGAAUCAAUAAUAAACCAAAGUUUGAUGAGACUUAACCUAUCAAUAUAAGUAGGAUUGUCACUGUACUGGUUCUGACUUCUAGAUCACUUUGGUAUGUUAACUUCAUAGUGGUGACUGCAAAACAGUUCAAACCUGAACCUAAACAUACUUAGUUCUUCCGAGCAUCGUUUGUCUUGCCUGUCCAGACCUGUAUAGAUAAUGCAGUUUGAACACCACUGAAAUUAAAGGACCAGUCUUGGGCACUCAGUGCUCCAGACUCGAGUGAAACUGGUUGCACACUGCAAAAUCACUGCAGUGGAAAUAUUUGUAUCUGGUAUAGAAAGGCAAUAAAACUGUUUAUGCACCUUGA